Annulohypoxylon truncatum is the source of this 774-nucleotide messenger RNA. RefSeq lists its product as uncharacterized. The record is from RefSeq and is a predicted model, not a curated record. Bases 1 to 774 code for a protein of 257 amino acids. Lineage: Eukaryota; Fungi; Ascomycota; Sordariomycetes; Xylariales; Hypoxylaceae. The transcript has 3 exons.
AUGUUCCCCGAUCGCGUGGAGAGGAUCGUCCUCGGUGGCGUAAUGAACUCGCACCCGUACUACAACUCCUUUGUACGUCCCCUUUCCCCACCCUCCACCACGACAUCCGAGAGUCCGAGCCAGCUCAUCAGCUCUUCACCUUCUUCCGCAAUAUCCCGCCAGUGUACCGGGACGCGUAACGUAGUCGAGUACACGCUCUCCACGAGCCGGAUCUACAAACGCCUCGUACCGGCCCUCGUUCUUGGCCCGGCGCUCGCCGACGCGCCCAACGACAUCGUCGCGCGCGGCUCGCUCGACCGCUUCGCGGCGUUCGUGCGCGACGGCUCCGGCGGCAACGCCGUCCCGCGGCGGGACCAGGCGAUCCUGGGGAUCCAGUGCGGCGACAAGGUUUUACGGACGGGCGAUCUGGCGACCUGGCGCCCGGACCUUGACGCGUAUAAGAGGGCGAGCAGGUGGUUCUGGGAUUGGGCGUGGGGAUACUACCGCACGUUAUGCCGUGCGCGCGGUGGAAGGUCGAGCGAGGCUAAGGAGCGGUACGAGAGCGACUUCCGCGUCAGAACCGGGUUUUCGAUGUUGUUUGUCGGGAACAUGUGGGAUCCCGUCAUGGCGCUUGUGUGGGCGAGAAAUCCGGGUGAUGGGUUUGAGCAUCUGUCUCUGACACAACCGUCAAAUUGCACGAACGGGUACAUUCGGGACUACUUCCUUGAAGACACGUUGCCUUCGCCGGGACCAGUGUGCCAGGCUAAUCUUCCCCUGUUUUCUACUAGUAGUUAG